This is a messenger RNA of Mercenaria mercenaria, 980 nucleotides long. RefSeq lists its product as uncharacterized. The coding region runs from base 140 to 793 and encodes 217 amino acids. Gene Ontology annotation, biological process: removal of superoxide radicals. Gene Ontology annotation, molecular function: copper ion binding; superoxide dismutase activity. The record is from RefSeq and is a predicted model, not a curated record. Lineage: Eukaryota; Metazoa; Mollusca; Bivalvia; Venerida; Veneridae. The transcript is spliced from 5 exons.
GCACUUACGUAAAUAUAAAAAAAAAACGUGGAGACGACGCCAACGGUAACGUGAACAUAAAUAAGGAUGGUAAAGGCCUGAUUUAAAGUGCCAGCAGUAUAUUUGUUUCGGAUAUUCGUUAAGUGGCAAGACUGCGACAAUGUACACGUUUAUUAUUUUAGUUGGAUUUUGUUUUUGUUGCAUUUCGUAUGUUUGUAGUGUUCCUGUUGAAUCAAACAAGAAAAACUGUGAUAAAAAAGAUUUGUACGCCGUUUGUAACCUGGUUGCCAAUCCAAACCUACCUAGCAAGAUCAAUGGCACGCUGUAUUUUAUGCAACCAGUGACCGCCGACUGCCGAUACGAUUUUUUGAGUAUCCAAGUUAAUAUAGACAACAUUCCUAAUUACAAUCAUACCAAAAAGCAUGGUAUUCACGUACACGAGUAUGGUGACAUGACGGAUGGAUGUGAAUCAAUGGGAGGUCACUACAACCCUUUUGGGAACACACAUGGUUCUCCAUGGCACCCAUUUAACGCUCGACAUGUUGGUGACCUUGGAAACUUUGCCCGUAGAGGUAGGGGCAAAGAACGCUAUGGUAAAAUACAGAGAAGGCACGUUGACUACAUGGCGUCCCUAUACGGACCUACGUCCAUCAUUGGUCGAGGCAUAGUGCUUCAUAAAGAUGAAGAUGACCUCGGGUUAAAACCAAAAGACCCUGAGAGUCUCAAAACUGGGAACGCCGGUGCUCGCCUUGCAUGUUGUGUUAUUGGCACAAGCAAAACAAUAGACACAACAUACUUCAACUUAUAUCGCUGAAAAUGAGUGAACAAAAAGAUCAUAACAAAACAAAUUAAUACAUGCAAUGCGUGCACUAUGUGGUGUAAAAUUCAGUAACAAUAUUUUUUAUAGAUACACAGGCAACUCACCGCUAUGUGUGAAAGAACAAAAUAAACAUGUUAGUGUCAAAGGCCUGUAUAUUUUCGGAAUAAAUUAUUAACGGUUA